GCUGGAGAAAUCAUUCAGAUACAGAAGCCAAGAUGAAACCUCUCCAAGUUCUCGUCUGUCUGGGUUUGGUUUGUGUCGUGGCGUCCACGUCGGUCGACCCGAGAGGAGCUCGUCCGGUGGAGGCGGGCACCAGGUCGGACAAAUGUGCCACUCAGAAGGAGUGGCCUUUCUGCACAGACGACGACUGGGGCCACAAAUGCCCGUCAGGCUGCAGGAUCCAGGGUCUGAUGGACAAGUACGACCACAGCAUGAUGAAGAAGGUGGAGAAGAUCCGCAGCAUCCUGGACGAGAACCGGGUCAAACACCGUUCCACCGACCAGGUGUCCAAACAGACGUACGACUACCUGAAGGACAAACUCACCAUUGAUUCAGGUCACGACAGCAGCUACCAUAACUUGGCCCAGGGUCUGCGACAGAGGAUCACUGAGAUGAAAGUGAAGAUUGACCGACAGCUGCGUCUCCUCGGCGCCCUGAAGGACCGAGUGAAGGACCAGGUGGUGGAGAUGCAGCGGCUGGAGGUGGACAUCGACAUCAAGCUUCGCUCCUGCAAAGGUUCCUGCAGAGGCUACUCGGAGCACCAUGUGGACAAGGAGGGCUACGUGGAGCUGGACAAACAGAUCAACCAGCUGGAGUCCAGGUCGGGUCAGAGCAUCCAGUCGGUGGGGACGCUCUACGUGAUGAAGAGCAGGGCGUUGAAGGGCGUGAUCGUUGACAGCAUCUACAAGUCCGGCGGUGGCCCGUCGAGGGCAGCACAGCACACAGAAGAUGUUUUCAAUGAUGUGGAGAACAUCCAGUUGGUCCUGGAGGCAGAAGGCUCGCCCGCAUCCCCAGCAACCAUCACCAAGGACCAAGGUACUUUCUUCUCUACAUCUAAAUCUACAUCGUCAUCCUCCACCGGCGAUUCUUCCUCCUCCUCCUCCUCCUCCUCCAAAUCCAUCACUGAGAUCGGAGGCGACGGAGGUUUGUUUGGUGGAGGGUUCGGAGGCCACAGCCAACCCAGCACGGGCCACACCAGCACCACCACCAAGACCGUCUCCUGCACCAAGAGCAUCAAGAGGACAAUUGUCCAAACGCCUUCCGGACCAGUGGAGAACGUGGAGGAGGUGAUCGAGGGCGGCCCCGAGUGUCACGUCAUGAACGACCCUUCCAAGAGCGGAAUGGCCUCUAUGUUCCCCGCCUUUGGCCACACCUCCUCUAGCUCCUCCUCUAUCACCACCUCAUCGCACCACGCCGGCGGCGCUAAGGGAAGCAUCACAGACGACACCAAAUCCGGAUUCAGAUUAUUUGGUUCCGACAUCAGUGGGUUCAUGACAGAUCAUCCGGAAGAGGACGUUCCCGACGUCCACGCCCGAAGUGUGAAGAGCGCGCGUGUUGAGCGAGAAGCCGAUUAUGUAGGAAAAGAUUGUGUUGACGCCCACCAGAAGCACCUGCACGGGGAAACGAACGGCCUGUUUAAAAUCAAACCCGGCGGCAAGGACUCCGUGGGUGUAGUGGUGGUUUACUGCCAGCAGGAGGGGCUAAUGGGGGGGUGGUUGUUAGUCCAGCAGAGAGAGAGCGGCGCCCUCAGCUUCAACCGCACCUGGGCCGAAUACCGCGACGGGUUCGGUUCAGUCGACGCGCAGGGAAAGGGGGAGUCGUGGGUGGGCAACCAGAACCUCCACCUGUUGACCAAUCAGGGUGAGACCAUGAUGAAGGUGGAGCUUGAGGACUGGGACGAGGGCGUGGCCACCGCCGAGUACACCAUCCGAGUCGGUUCCGAGGGGGAGGGGUACCCGCUGCACGUCUCCGGGUACACGGGGGACGCCGGGGACGGCCUGGCGGCGCCAAAGUCCGACGUGUCACACGACGGGAUGAAGUUCAGCACCUUCGACCGGGAUAACGAUAAGUGGGAGGAGAAUUGCGCGGCCACGUACGGGGGCGGGUGGUGGUACAACAGCUGCCAGGCGGUUAACCUGAACGGGAUCUAUCACAAAGGCACGUACGACCCAGAGAGGAACACGCCGUACAAGGUGGAAAACGGAGUUGUGUGGGCGACGUUCAAACCCGCUAACUACAGCCUGAAGAGCGUGAAGGUGUUUAUCCGAUCGGCUGCUUUUUAAUGGCGCACAGAGCAAGAGAAAAAUUGUUGAAUGAUAUCAAAUAUAUUAUUUCUCGACAUCCAGAUUAAAAGAAACAAGAUGUACCAGGGUCAAAACGUAUUUGAGGACAAAAACCAAAGGUUGUUUCAUCGAUCUGUUUGACUUGAUUGUGAAAUCCCACAAUAAUUGACGACCAGUGUCUGUGUUUCUUCACUUGUGUAUUUGUCGACCCACUGUGUAAACAUGAGUAACCUGUCUGUUAGUUCAUGGAAAAACCUGAUGUUCUCUCCGUGCUGCUGAACUCUGCUCGAUCAAUAAAGAUUCAAUGUUCACUUCA
Limanda limanda (common dab) is the source of this 2415-nucleotide messenger RNA. It is a transcript of the gene fga, whose product is annotated as fibrinogen alpha chain. Gene Ontology annotation, biological process: protein polymerization; platelet activation; blood coagulation. Gene Ontology annotation, cellular component: fibrinogen complex. Gene Ontology annotation, molecular function: signaling receptor binding. The coding region runs from base 33 to 2099 and encodes 688 amino acids. The record is from RefSeq and is a predicted model, not a curated record. NCBI's taxonomy places the organism in Eukaryota, Metazoa, Chordata, Actinopteri, Pleuronectiformes, Pleuronectidae. The transcript has 8 exons.